AUGGUAACUACCCCUAAAAUAACUGAAAAAAGAAAUACAGGAAACUUAGAAAUAGAUCCUGCAGUCCUAAAGCAACUAACUAAUAGUCGUAAAUGUGGCUCACUUCCUGCAAAAGUUUUUGGAAACUUCAAGGCAAUGAUCAAAUUAGAUGACGAAGACACAAGAGAGAUCAGGUACAUGGAAUCUAUGUCGAAUUUGUCAUCUAUCGCAUCGUAUGAGGAAUCAGUGAGUUUGGUAAUCAAAGGGCACGUUAUUGAGCUACAAAGAAUCAGCACAAUUAUGACAACCAUAGAUCUCUCAAGCAACCAUUUUGAAGGUGUCAUUCCGGAAACACUAAAAGAUCUCAGCUCACUUUGGCUACUCAAUUUAUCCCAUAACAAUCUCAUAGGUCAUAUUCCAAUGGAAUUGGGGCAAUUGAAUACACUUGAAGCUUUAGAUCUCUCCUGGAAUUGGCUCACUGGAAAGAUUCCGCAGGAAUUAACAAGAAUGAACUUUCUGGCCUUCUUAAACAUCUCUCAAAAUCAUCUCGUCGGACCAAUUCCUCACAGUCUACAGUUCAACACAUUUGAAAAUGACUCGUAUGGCGGCAACCUUGAUUUAUGUGGUCCUCCUUUAUCAAAACAAUGUGGAACGAGAGAUUCAUCACAUGUUCCUCAAGCAUUGGAGUCCUAUUUUUUUAGUGGAUUUACAUGGGAAUCAGUAGUCAUAGGCUACAGUUUUGGACUAGUUGUUGGAACUGUCAUGUGGAGUCUCAUGUUUAAAUAUCGUAAGCCAAAAUGGUUAGUGGAAUUUUUUGAUGGACUCAUGCCUCAGAAAAGAAGAAGGCCAAAGAAGAGAGCUCAGAGACGACGGACUUAAUGGAAGAUUGAGAGGGGCCAACUUGUCUUUGUUUGAUUUUGUGGACUAAUUAGUGAACUUCUCUGGUUCUGUUUUUGUCUUUUUAAUAUUCUGUUUGUUGUUUGUAUAUGUUUGAUAGAAACAUAAUUAUAUAUGAGUUAUUUUA
Messenger RNA from Solanum tuberosum (potato), 1003 nucleotides. Its product is annotated as serine/threonine-protein kinase BRI1-like 2. The record is from RefSeq and is a predicted model, not a curated record. Bases 1 to 858 code for a protein of 285 amino acids. Gene Ontology annotation, molecular function: protein binding. The transcript is spliced from 2 exons. NCBI's taxonomy places the organism in Eukaryota, Viridiplantae, Streptophyta, Magnoliopsida, Solanales, Solanaceae.